AUGCCCGAAGCUGGGAGAUUUGAAUUAGGGUCGUACAUAUUUUUGAUGGAGCAAGCACGAUAUUGGAUGUGGACAAAGAGGAAACAUGAUUUCGGUUCACAUGUAUUUUCAGCAUCAUUACCGAAUCCCAGCUCGUAUGGUGAAUCAUGGGAAGAGCAAGCUUUUGCCGAAGAUGCAGCUGGAGGGCUCGGAGGUUGCACAUGGCCUCCAAGAUCUUACACUUGUAGUUUUUGCAGGAGAGAAUUCAAGUCAGCUCAGGCUCUAGGGGGUCACAUGAAUGUCCACCGCAGAGAUAGGGCUAGGUUAAAGCAGUCUCCAACUCCACAUAUGGAAGUUCUUUCCCGCAAUCACCAGAUUCUGAACCCCUGUGCAUCUUUGGAUUCACCUCAGAUAUGUACUUUCUUGUACAGCCAUGAUUCUAAUGACUCUGAUCAUCGAGUUGUUCUUGCAUCACCUUCAUCGCCUAUUAGGGUUUCAUCAUCUUCACCACCGCCAAAGAUCAUGGAUUGUGAAGAAAAGAUAUUGGGCGCCCCUCAAUUCUUUUCUACUAUCGUCGAUGAAAGUUACCAAAAGAGUAACCUGUCGUCUCCUCAAUCCUGGUCAAACUUGGUUGCAGACAAAUAUUUCCAUGUCCCAGAUUCGAAGAAUGGAGACAAGGGUUCCAAAACGGUUAAGUCAAAUGGUAGGGCUAAUGGAGAACAUGUCAAAGCCGAUUUGUCUGCGAGCUUGAAUUUGCUACUUUGUCGAACCCGUUCAAAUACAUCUGAUGACGCUGAAAACUUUCACACCUAUAAGAGACGGAAAAUGGAUGAAACUUCAGUCACUUUGUUGCCAACAUCAACUCUUGCUGAUAAAAAAUGUCUUCUUCAGUCAAAUUUGCCGCCUAAAAUGAGCCCCAACUCCAUAGACGAAUUAGAUCUUGAGCUGAGGCUUGGCGAUCCACCAAAGUGCUUGAAUUCAUCGGCCAUCACAAUGCUUAUACCUGUCAAGGGUCAUCGCUAUGCUUAUACCUAUCUAAGAAAUAGACAAAUAUCUUACCUGCAAGUAGAUUAG
Molecule: messenger RNA, 1053 nt
Organism: Coffea eugenioides
Lineage: Eukaryota; Viridiplantae; Streptophyta; Magnoliopsida; Gentianales; Rubiaceae
Product: zinc finger protein 10-like
Exons: 2
Coding region: 1-1053 (350 amino acids)
Source: RefSeq, a predicted model, not a curated record